This is a messenger RNA of Lindgomyces ingoldianus, 2241 nucleotides long. Its product is annotated as zf-UBP-domain-containing protein. Gene Ontology annotation, molecular function: zinc ion binding; ubiquitin protein ligase activity. Lineage: Eukaryota; Fungi; Ascomycota; Dothideomycetes; Pleosporales; Lindgomycetaceae. Gene Ontology annotation, biological process: Ras protein signal transduction; protein ubiquitination. Bases 94 to 2241 code for a protein of 715 amino acids. Gene Ontology annotation, cellular component: cytoplasm. The transcript has 2 exons. The record is from RefSeq and is a predicted model, not a curated record.
CUCACAGGCUUCUGUAUUUGAGCAACUUUCAGUCCAAGUCUAACCUUUCACACUGGCUGCAAACACGCAUUGCAGCUGGUGCCCCCUCCCCUAAUGCCAGCCUACUUCUUCCACAUUACCUUUGAGCUCUACCCAUUGCGCUCCUCACCGACGACGACCUUCACGCCGCCUCCGCAAACUGAUAUCUUCCAGUCAGAGCUGCCCGACCACCACACUGUUUCCUGGGCCUCUUUCGCCCCGCCAACGAGCACCUUCUCGGCCAUAAAGUCUGCUGCCUCAAGUAGCGACGUUGGCCAUCUCCCAAGCCCCCGCGAACGGCCACCAGCAGCGAGACGCUUCAGUCAGCGCACGCGAGCUUCAUUCUCAGAGCACCACGACAGCCCAGUGCCUGUGAACAAGCCGGAGACGAGACCUACGCACAGGAGGACUAAGAGCUUUGCGCCUAAGGACUGGAGGUUCGACACCGUCUCCAUCCAGAGCAUCGACAUGAACCCGGACGUAGGCGACGAUCUCAACAGGCCGCGAGCGAAGAGCCUCAAGCAACCGUCCCAUGCGUCGAAUUCGGGGGGUCUGGCGACUAAGGGGAAGUUUAUGCCGUCGGACCUGAAGGAUACGGAGGUUGGGUGGGGCGUUGUGCAUCUGUAUCGCGAUGGCCAAGAAACACCAGGGUUGUAUGAUGAUGUGGGAGUGGUGGGAAGUGCUAGCCAGGACUUCAACGAGGAGGAUUGCACGACGCUGUGUAUCCUGGCGGUGCCUUCGUAUAUGACGCCGUCGGAUUUCUUAGGGUUUGUGGGUGAGCGCACGAGGGAGGAUGUUAGCCAUUUCAGACUUAUUCGGACGAGCCGCGCGAACAAGUACAUGGUGUUGAUGAAAUUUAGGGACGCGAAGAGAGCGAGGGAUUGGAGAAAGCAGUGGAAUGGGAAGGCCUUUAAUAGCAUGGAACCUGAGUACUGCCAUGUCGUCUUCGUCAAAUCCAUAAGCUUCCAAACCGCAGACUCCAACCACGACCCUUCCAGCUAUCCGGACCUCACAAACGACCCCUUCACCCCAGCUCCAACAAAGCAACCCACUGCCCCCCUCCCCUCCAGCGUCUCCUCGCCCGUAGACCCUCCCUCCCUUGCACCUUCCACCCUCACGGCCAAACCCCUUGCACCCCCAACCCCCUCCCUAGUCGAACUCCCCACCUGCCCCGUAUGUCUCGAGCGCAUGGACGAAACAACCGGGCUCCUCACAAUCCUAUGCCAACAUGUCUUCCACUGCGCCUGUCUAGAAAAAUGGCGCGGCAGCGGAUGUCCCGUAUGCCGGUACACGCAAAACGACUCGCUCAUCCUCCGCGGCGGUAGCCUCGAUGGCGAUGCGCCCGAAAACGAAUGCUCCGUUUGCGGCUCCACAGCCAACCUCUGGAUCUGUCUGAUCUGCGGAAACAUCGGUUGUGGGCGCUAUGACUCCGCGCACGCUUUCGCGCACUAUGAAGCUACGUCCCAUACCUACGCUAUGGACGUCGUCACCCAACAUGUCUGGGACUACGCGGGCGAUGGUUAUGUCCACCGGCUUAUCCAGAACAAAGCCGAUGGGAAACUCGUGGAUCUACCAGCUAGCACCCAGAUGCAUCCCCAUCCGAAUUCUAUGACAGGCUACGCAUCCGACUCCGUCCCGCGCGAGAAACUCGACAACAUGGGCAUAGAAUACACAUACCUCCUAACCUCGCAACUCGAAUCCCAACGCGCAUACUUUGAAGAACAAGUCGAGCGCGCAGCAGACAAAGCCGCGAAAGCCGCUUCCCACGCUGAUGAAGCCGCGCGCUCUGUCACCUUGCUGUCACAGGAACUGUCGAGUUUGCAAGCCCAGUACGACGAAGCACAAGCGGCGAUCAAGGCGCUGGAAAAGGACGUUGGGAGACAAGCGAACCGUGCUACGCACGCGAGUGAACUAGCCAGGAAAUUGACGAAGCAGUAUCAAGAGGAGCAGACGAUGAACGAAGCGUUGAUGACAAGAAUCACGUUUUUGGAAAAGAAGGCGGAAGAUGCGGAAAGCAAGCUGAAGGAGGCGGAGAAGCAGAAAGUGGAGCUUGAGGAACAAAAUCGGGACUUGAGUUUUUUUAUUAGCGGGCAGGAGAAGCUGAGGGAGAUGCAGGGGAAUGAGAUCAUGGGGUUACAGGAGGGGGAGGUAGAGAGUGGGUAUGUGGAGGUGGGGAAAGAAGAGAAAAAGGGGAGGAGGAAGGGGAAGGGGAAGAAGUUGUAG